GUUGAUGUUGUUUUUGUAAUUAUACGCCAAUUUCUUAGAAUUAAACAUUAUCUAUAGAUUUACAUCGAAGUGUUUAUUAUGAUAGUGAUUUUAAUCACUGUCAGAUUAAAUCUAUACUAGACCUAACUAUGCCACAUCCCCACUUUGCCACGAUCCCACUAUGCUGUGUUUUUUUUAUUUCAAUGUUAUCAGGUAGUGGUAUGUGCAUUAGAUGUAAAGUAUUGAUAGUUGUGUAUGUGAUAACCUCCACCAGUCAACUGAUCCGAUAUCUGUCAUUCUGUUGUCAUCAGAUGACCGUACACUGUGCUCCCGUAACAAUUUUUUUUUAAUAAAUAAAGACUUAACAUAAAAACUAAUCUAUGCUAUUUAUUCAAAAGAAUAAAUAGCAUAAACCCGCAGGGGAAUCCGCAAGGAUUACGGACCUAACAACCCUGCGGACCCUAGUUAUUUCAGUGGGGGUGGCAACACGUACCACUGCUCUUAGCCGAUCAUGACUUUGGUUAGUUGGGACCGGUAGGCCAGGGCUUACCUGCUUGCUAAUAGCGAAUAGGCCCCCCUAACCCAGCCAUACCAAGUGAAAGGGUUGCUAACUUGUCACAGGAUAGUUAACCGAAAAGUAAAGUGACCAUUGGGAUCCUCUAUGGCACCUGGCACACAAUAGAGUAUACAGCCUUAUCACAGUAUCAAGCUCUGCUAUGACGGACCUUUAUUUCUCGACUUCUCGUGGGAACUAUAUGGAUAAAAACAUAGAAAACCCACAAAACAACGAACUUGUGACGAUCAGGCAUCCUACGGACAACCUGUCGGAGGAAGAUCGUGAACUGGUUACUUUUCGCAGAAGAGUCGCCGAACUUGAAGGUCUCAAUGCCAACAACGGAAAACUUGGUGAACCGUCUACUAGCAAAGAGACAGCAACGUCAGCAAAUGUAGACCAGGAAUCGCAAGAUCAACUGGGAGCAGUAGCUGACAAAAUCGAGGGUCUAAAACUUAGACCUGAGAAACUGAGCGGCAGUCAGAGGCGCAAGCUGAAGAGGAGCCGAGUAAUCAUGGAGGAACAGAAGAACCUACCUAAGGAGGGAGACAAUGGAACCCAUGACUUCAAAAAGUCAAAGGGAACCGAAGCUCAAAAACCUGAGGACAAGGGUCAAGAACCUCCAUGUAAGAAAACUCAUUGGGUACCGACCUACAGGGACGUGGUAACCGAUGAUAAAAAAGUGGCUCUGGUCCUCGCAGGCUACCCCACUAACAAGUUGACCACAAAGCAGGGGCUACUCAUCGAGUCUUGUGUUGGAGACUUGAUACUGUCGGGUACUGAUGGAACCGACGUACCAAGGUUUGAAGACACCAGACUCACUGAUAGAGCACUUGUGAUUAGUACAGCCCAAGAGAACUCUCUUAAAAAGCUUACUGACCAUGUCAACCUGAUAAAACCUUGGGACGGUGCAGAACUCCAUUUGGAAGCCUACAACCCGACUAAGUACAAACGGAUGGUCACUCAUAUAUCAGGGCUGCCAAAAGAGUCCAAGAAGAUCUUGGAAAUUUUGGCAAAAUAGAACCCAGGGCUGAACACGGUUAUCUAGAAAGUCCACCAUGUGACAGAGGUUGGCCCGAAAGGACAAACUUUGUUCCUAAGUGUGGACGAAAACAGCAUGGUCAAACUGGAGGAACUGAAGCGCAGUCCAUAUUUUGGAAUGGGCAGAGUUUGCUUCACAGAUUAUGUCGCCAAGCAGCCACAUGCCCGGAAGAAUGUGAAAAAAUCCACUCCUCAAAAAUCUGGAAAGAGGAAGGCUGAGAAAUCACCAGUGCCACUCGGAAAAGGAGGUAAAGCACAGAUUCAUACCUCCAAUAGAUCCAGAUACAAAUCAAAAUGGCGGAAUUGAAGCUCUCAAUAUUAUUCGUAAAGAAACGGGUUGGAAAGAAAUGAACCACUUAAACAUAAUUUAUUUUGGUAAACUACAAAAUGUAGAUGGUAUAAUAAAAGAUGAAGUUAAUAACAUAAAUUUUCGAAUAAAAAAAGAACAGGUAUUACAAUUAUUAAUCUGUAGGUAUACAGAAAUAAUUAAAAACUAUCAUACAAUACUAUCUGCUAUAUUAACUGUAUGCAAAAAAGAUGCAUUGGAUUUCUAUCAUAAUUGUUUAAUUAAAUUAUUUAGCUCAUUCAGCGAAUCCAAAAAAAUGAUUGAAGGACUGUAUGAAUCUUUAAUUACUUUAAAUAAAUCCUUAAUAUGUAGUGUUCAUUUGAAUUCUGAAUCGAGUUUACAAAACAUUUUAAAAUGGAUCACAGGAUUUCUCAGUAUAUUAAAGAACAAUAAUUUUUCACAAGAAAACUUUAUCGUUUUAUAUGAUAAAAAUAAAAUAGAAAUAGUUGAAAAACAUCUAGUAAUUUUUGAAAAUUAUCUUUAUACCUUUAGUAAUCAGUUACAGAGCGAUUUCAACUACUAUUUUAACGACUUUAGAUCUGAGUUACAAAGCGAUAUUAGUCAAAUAAAAGGCCAGUGUUAUAUAAAUGAACCUUUUAAAAAUGAAGAGUCUUAUAUAGAAAAUUUUAAGAAUCUACAAAAUACAUCAAUUUAUUCAAAUAUUGGAUGGCCAUUNUAGAAAA
Molecule: messenger RNA, 2602 nt
Organism: Daktulosphaira vitifoliae (grape phylloxera)
Lineage: Eukaryota; Metazoa; Arthropoda; Insecta; Hemiptera; Phylloxeridae
Exons: 2
Coding region: 696-1553 (285 amino acids)
Source: RefSeq, a predicted model, not a curated record